Cheilinus undulatus (humphead wrasse) is the source of this 2102-nucleotide messenger RNA. Its product is annotated as zinc finger protein 629. Gene Ontology annotation, biological process: regulation of transcription by RNA polymerase II. The coding region runs from base 123 to 1799 and encodes 558 amino acids. Lineage: Eukaryota; Metazoa; Chordata; Actinopteri; Labriformes; Labridae. Gene Ontology annotation, cellular component: nucleus. Gene Ontology annotation, molecular function: DNA-binding transcription activator activity, RNA polymerase II-specific; RNA polymerase II cis-regulatory region sequence-specific DNA binding. The transcript has 8 exons. The record is from RefSeq and is a predicted model, not a curated record.
GCGGAUGUCAGACCAGUAGAGACCGUAGAAGAAGAAGAGAGGAAGUAAACACCAGCAGCUUCCUGUGGUUAGCAGCAGUGAGCGCCUCCUGCUGCCUGUGAUGUCAAGGUGAUGUCAGAGGGAUGCCGUCACUGGAUCAGCGGUACCGUGACAUCAGUCCAGUGACGCUACAGGUGGUGGGCGGGGCCGUGAGCUCCAGCCUGUACUGCGGAGAGGUGGAUGGCGUGGGCGGCGGCUUGGUGGAGUCCUUCCUGGUGGAGCUGUACCGCUGUAAACUCUGUCAGUUUACCUGCAGCCUCAAGACUUCCAUCAGUAGCCACCAGCUGCUCAGGCACCGCCCACCCACGCUCACCUACCUGGAAGACACCUGUGGAGAGGGCGGGGCUGAGGAAAGAGGCGGGGCAGAGUUGCAGAGAGGGGCGGAGCCCUAUCAUCUGGACCUGAACGAAGAGUCGAAGGAGAGCGAGGACGAUGAGGACUUCCUGCUGUACAACAUGCUGGACAACAUGUCCCCGCCCACUUGUGACAUCAGCAGCGAGGGCGGGCUGCAGGUCGCUCACACCUGCGAGGUCAGCACUCUGUUUGAGGAGGAGCAGGAGGAGGAGAAAGAGGAUGAGGCGUCCAUCUUCCCUCUGAAGGCGGAGCCGGAUCUGUCAUGUCCCAUCGACCCCCCCGCCACCCAGGAGGAGAUAGCUCAGUCCGCCCACCUCAUGACUCUGGGACUUUGUCGAAUCUCUGCCGCCAAACCUCCCCCUCCUCCUGCCCCGCCUCCUCCUCCUCCUCCUCCUCCUCUCGGCGACCCCGCCGGCAGCUUGGCGAGGAGCGAGCCCCCCCCACCACAGAAGAAGAAGAGGCGUCUGCUGUGUCUGCUCUGCCCCCUGAAGCUGCCGUCACGCCGCCUGCUGGACGUCCACGUCCGCUCUCACUGUGCCGCCGGAGGGUUCAGCUGCGUCUCCUGCAGCUGGAGGUGUGAGCGGUGGGCGGAGCUGGAAGCUCAUUGGAGGAGGCAUCGCAGGAAGAGGAGGGGGCGGGAUCAGAGACAGGAAGUGGAGAAGAAGAAGAAGAAGAGGAAGACGAAGUCGCAGAUGUUCGGCUGUCCCGUCUGUAUGAGGAUGUUCAGAAGCUCCGCCUCCAGAGACACACACAGAAAUACACAUGAUGGCUGUGAGCAGCGUUUCCAUGACGACAACCCAGAUGGACAGAGGAACCGUUUGAUUGGACGAGCAGAGAGAAGCAAGGCGGGGCCAUCGACCAGGUUUGUUCCCAGUCAGACCAGUGGAUCUGCUCCUGCCUCCUUCCAGAGCCUCACAGAGACGAGGAGGAAAACACGCCCAGAGGAAGGAGAACACGGCGAGGAGGCGGGCCUGUACUGUUCUCUGUGUGAGAGGAAGUUCUCCUCCAAACUGACUCUGAGGCGUCACCUGAGCGUCCACGGAGGAGUCAAACCGUUCACCUGUCCACACUGUUCCUACAGCAGCCGACUGAAGGCGUCACUGCUGCAACACCUGAGGACCCACACAGGUGAGAAGCCGUACAGGUGUGCUCAGUGCUCCUACGCCUCGAUCGACCGCAGCUCUCUUCUCCGUCACACACGCACUCACAGCCAGGAGCGACCCUACAGGUGUGACCUCUGUGACUACAGCAGCAUCCAGAAGAAGAGCCUGGACCUUCACGCUCGCCGCCAUCACACCGGAGAGGCGUUUCCAUGCCAACAGUGCAAGUACUCAAGUCCGGAUCCUCAGCUUCUGCUUAGACACGUCCGCAGACACCACGCCCCCUCCAAGCACACCGCGCUCUGAUUGGACGGUGAACCUUGGUGAUGAAGUGUCUGAUGAAGAGGUCAGAGGUCAGUUUCUUGAUUCUCAGAUUGGUUUGGAACCUCCUGAAGAACUCUGAAACGUUUCCUCAUCAGUGUUUUAGUUUCAGACUCUCUGAACAACCACUCUAAACUCAGACGGAUCAGCCCCUCCCAUCAGGGUUCUAUGCCCAUAUAAGGACGGUCUCUUCCUCCCGAUGGCUGCCAUGGCCUGGUGUGAACAUGUGAUGUCACUUUUCUAAACGUGUUUUUCUGUUUGGAUUUUAAAUAAAAUGUUUAUUUUUGA